UGCUGACUACCAGCGACACAUUUACAAAUAUGAAGACUGGUAAGCCUGAAUACUCAAGAGGAUGGCAAUAUACAGCAACCAAUCUUUUGGGCGAUAAAAGAGAGAGUAUGUGCAAGAAUGUUUUACUUCAGCGAUCAAUUCUAGGACGCAGCAAUACACAUUGCCUAAAAGUCCCUCCCCCACCAUUCACUUACGGAAUUAAAAAUGUUAAAACCAGUGGUGUCUCUGAUGCCCUUCACUGGAUCGAUGAUACCACAAUUCGUCAGAAGUCUAAUGACCAUAUAUAUCUAACUCGGGACUUCGUGGCACUAAACUGUGAUAGUGUAAGGCAGGGAGUGACAACAAGCAAGGAAAUGACUCACUUUAGGGCGUUACACGAUAGAUUGAGACCGAAGCAAGCGAAACGCAGAUCAAGAACGGAGUCACCAAAACUACAUUUGGAUGUCACUCAUGGUAUGCCUAACAAAGCCUCUACGCCAAUUCAAGAAAUCCUUUCAAACAAAUAUCAAAAAGACUGGAUUGAUGCACAGAUGAGGAAAUCAGACAAAACAGAAGCAAAAUUAGCUGGACUAACGAGCAUGUCCAGAAGAGUUAACCAUCCUGACACAGAUGCGAUGGUUAAAAGAAAUUGCAUGACGAAAAACAAAGAAGAGAGCUUCUGGAAGUUGAAGAGGUUUGAACAAAAUGUAAGUUUACAGAAACUUUUAAAUCCUCAUGUUUAGACAAUCUACUUGAACUGAGAUAUACAUGUGGCUAGUAAGACCAGAAGAAUUAAACAAACAUGUACAGGAGCACCCCACAAAUCGUAAUAAUUCUAAGUGAAUUCAAUAAGCCAAUGGCAUUCGACAAACUAUUGCGAAAAAAUUGAAAUUUAAUACUUAGUGAUGUACGAUUAAAACUAAAUCCUCACCAGCCAAAAGGAUUGGGUAACUGGUUUGUGAUCACCACUGACUUUGAAGUGAUAAUCACGUAUACCAAGACCAAAGUCAUAGAAUUUUAAGUUGGUCAGUGAACACAAUAACUGAUGUCUGAUAACUAGUUUUGACAGUUGGUACUUAAGUAAUUCAAAGGUAAUUGAAAGCGAAAAGUUUGGCAGUGUGAGAUCUCCACCCAUCUCUACCACAUGUCAUCAGAUGGAAUUUCCUAUCUAGCUGGAAGAAAUUGUGACUUAUUGUUUGGAGAAGAAUACACUGCUUCAACUUAAUCUGUUUGUUUUUAUAUAUGUAUACUAACUCACUACCUAAUGAUUAUUUUACGGUUUUUUAUUGUUACUAAAAUUUACGGGAACUAGAAUGGUGUUCCUAAAC
This is a messenger RNA of Schistosoma bovis, 1307 nucleotides long. The record is from the annotation of a GenBank genome assembly. Lineage: Eukaryota; Metazoa; Platyhelminthes; Trematoda; Strigeidida; Schistosomatidae.